Loa loa (African eye worm) is the source of this 1884-nucleotide messenger RNA. RefSeq names its product major facilitator superfamily transporter. Bases 89 to 1666 code for a protein of 525 amino acids. Gene Ontology annotation, molecular function: transmembrane transporter activity. The transcript has 12 exons. The record is from RefSeq and is a predicted model, not a curated record. NCBI's taxonomy places the organism in Eukaryota, Metazoa, Nematoda, Chromadorea, Rhabditida, Onchocercidae. Gene Ontology annotation, biological process: monoatomic anion transport; transmembrane transport.
UGAAUUCUAUAUAUAGCGUGUUAUUUUUGAAAUCACAGUUUGAAGUAAUGAGCUAAGUAAUCGAUUUUAAUGCUAAUAGAUGUAAUGGAUGGGCAGUGGAAAGAGUGUAACAAGCAUGAACAAUACCAUUUCCUUUCCACUGUGGUCACUACGAAGUGUCCGACUUCGUAUUAUCAUACUUCUUGCGGUUGCACUUUGUAUCGAAGGUUUGAUGCGUACCAAUAUGAAUAUGGCGAUGGUAUGCAUGGUGAAUUUAACAGCUGUCAUGCAAUUUGAACGUUCAUUUAACGCUCAAAAGCCAGAGGAAUCACUAGUGAAUCGCACUUACACUAUUUUGCCAAAUUCAUGUGCCAGAAUAUUUGAACGUAAACGAAGUUAUAAUGGUGAUUUGCUCUGGACAAGCCAAGAACAGGCAUGGAUUUUUGCCGCAUUUUACGUUGGUGGUCUCAUUGUUGUAUUUCCAGGAAGCUAUCUAUGCGACUUAAUAGGGCCAGCUCAUACUGUACAAAGUGGAGCAAUUAUUAAUAUUAUUGGUUCAAUAACUACGCCAUAUAUUUCACGCAAAGUUGGUGUUAUUGGCGUGAUUAUUCUACGGUUUUUGAUGGGUUGUGGUCAUGGUGUACUGACACCGUGUAUGAAUGUACUCAUUGCUCAUUGGUUUCCAUUAUCGGAAAAAAGUACGGCGGUUGCUCUAGCAACUACUGGCAAUCAGUUUUCCAUAAUUUUUGCUAUGUUCGUCACUGCUGAGCUCUGUCAAAUAUCACUUUUUGGUGGUUGGCCAGCUGCAUUUUAUCUUUACAGUUUAUUAGGCAUUGGUUUGUGUUUUGGAUGGUCUCUUGUGGUGAAGGACGUGCCAACUCGUGUGAAGUAUAUCACAGAUGCUGAAUUGAUUCACAUCACCGGCUCAGCACACGGACGCGGUCAAAAACGCAUAAUUCCUUUGAAUGUCCCAUGGCAAAAAAUAUUAUCGUCGACUGCAGUUUGGUCUACGGCAUUAAGUUCAUUUUGUCAAUCAUUCGUAGUUGUUGGUACCGUGACUUACUUACCUCUCUAUUAUCGCACUAUACUUAGUAUGGAUCUCACUUCUAACGGUGUGCUUUCGGCAUUGCCUUUUAUUUGUCAAUUAUUAAGCAAGUUGGCAUUUGCGAGUCUCGCAGACAAAGCGAAGGAAGUUGGGUUUUCUCCAAAUCAAGUUACAAAGAUGUGCAAUUUAUGUGCAUCACUUGGUGGAGCAUGCUGCUUCACCGCAUUAAUAUUUUUCGACUGCAGUCAUCGAAAUAAGGCGGUAAUUUUCAUUUGUUUAGCCAUGGGUAUUUUAUCUGGUUUUGUUCCAGGAUAUAAUACUAGCAUUGUAUGUAUUGCUCCAAAAUAUACAUCAUCAGUGGCUUCAUUCUGUAGGCUUUGGGGAACAGCUGGUUCCAUCACCUCACCUUAUAUCAUUGGAAUGAUCACCGUACAGAGUGUUAUGUCAGAAUGGAGGGCCGUGUUUAUAAUUAUGAUAUGUGUACUAAUAUUGACUGGUGCAAUUUUCCAGUUAUUUGGUACAGUAAACGAGCAAGAAUGGGCCCGAGAUGUAUCCGGUAUCUCAGUUCUAGAUUAUGUGAACUCUUUGAAUGAGAAAGAAACGGAUAAGACGCUGAAAUUAGAGUUGGAAAAAGGUGUUUAAUGGAAGAGUUUGAACGCGACAGUAUUGGAUAGUAUUGAGUAUUAAUAGAUUCUGUUGAUACACCUUAAAAUUGAUUUUUACGGAAUUUCAGACGCAUCUCUGCGACUUUAGAAUUUAAAAUUUAGGAGAUUUUUGACAAAUUCUUUUUAUUCUAUUAGGUUGAUGCAAAAGUAAAUACGGUUUUCGUAGUUUUGACUACUUUACAUCUGAAGAAUGAU